CCACGCCCCUCUCUGUGACCCACCUCCAGCCUCGGGCGUUUUCCUGAGACGGUGUCCCCGCGGGGUCAAAUUUCAGCGUUACAGCAGGGGACUGGCUUCGCGGUCCCUCAUGGGAGAGCAUGAACAGGUGCGACCUUGUUUUGGCCGGCCUACCCCGGGACCGUGACUACUGUGUAUCCCAUCACCAUUCAACACCUCUGCCCUCUCCUGCACCUCUGCCUGUCGUCGAGAAGAAAGACAAGUACUGGGGUUCCGCUGGCUGUCCGUGAAUGAAGUCUUUCCCCCUAGGGGCCUCCUCAGGCAAAUCUUUGGGCUGCGUGACUCACUGGCCCUCACAGCCUGAGAUCCCAGGACCUGCUGCUUCUGAGCACUUAGGGAGACGCCUAGAUCUGGAAUCAGAGACGGGGCCAGGGCCUCAGUCACAUGGAACUUCUUCCUGUUCCAACCUGGACCUACAUAAGGGGCGCUGCAAGGACCAGGACCUUCUAAAGAGGCAUUACAACAUAGCCAAGAAGUCCUCAGAUGCCAGCUCUUCCAAAGGGAAAUUGAAGUCCACCAUUGUGGUUCCUGAUUCCCAGAAGGUCCUUCGAUGCGAACUGGAAUCACUCAAGAGCCAGUUGCAGGCUCAGACCAAGGCAUUUGAGUUUCUGAACCAUUCUGUGACCAUGUUGGAGAAGGAGAGCUGCCUGCAGCAGAUCAAGAUGCAGCACCUGGAAGAGGUCCUAAACCCCACAGGACGCCAGGGAGAGAAGGAGGGGUGCAGAGGCACAGAUCAAGGCCGGCAGGAGCUGUAUGGGGCCUUGGCCCAAGGCCUGCAGGGGCUGCAGAAGACCCUGAGAGAGGGUGAGGAGGUGCAGAGGGCGCGCACCACGCGCUGCCUACAGCUGCUGGCCCAGGAGAUCCGGGACAGCAAGAAGUUCCUGUGGGAGGAACUGGAGUUGGUAAGGGAGGAGGUGACCUUCAUCUAUCAGAAGCUCCAGGCCCAAGAGGAUGAGAUCUCAGAGAACCUGUUGAACAUCCAGAAGAUGCAACAGACACAGGUGAAAUGCCGGAAGGUCCUGACCAAGAUGAAACAGCAAGGGUAUGAACCAUCUUCUUGGCCAGACACCAGUGAGGCACCAGAGGAAGGCAGUGGCUGCUGGAAAGGUGACUUACGGAAGGAGCUGAGUGACAUAUGGUCUGCUGUUCACAGACUACAGAAUUCCAUUGACUGUCUUGCUAUGUCCACAGGAGCCCCGCCCAGGGCCUCAAGCCUCAGGGGCCAUAAGGGACAUCGGUGCUUGAGCCCUCCACAUCCAGCCUGGGAUUCCGACUCAGACUGCGAACCACCUUUCAGCAAGAGUUGGUCCUUCCAAUCUGCUUGAGCAGGCGGGACUGCUCACCCUGAAGACCCCAAAGAGAAAUAAACUAAUCGAGAAUCUCCUCUGCCCUGGACUUUUGCUUCUGCUGUUUCAUGAGACUAGAAGCCUCUCUGCCCCACUCCCAGUUUAACUCCUCACUAUCCAGAGGUUGCAGAGAUUCUUGGGGAUGUGUGGAUCUAAAUAGAUGGGAUAGUUGAGACAAGAUUUAGUACAUGAGGGCUGAGUGUACUGGCUUAUCAGAAGUUCAAAGUCACGGGGUGUGGUGGU
Molecule: messenger RNA, 1628 nt
Organism: Jaculus jaculus (lesser Egyptian jerboa)
Lineage: Eukaryota; Metazoa; Chordata; Mammalia; Rodentia; Dipodidae
Gene: Ccdc159
Product: coiled-coil domain containing 159
Exons: 13
Source: RefSeq, a predicted model, not a curated record